AUGGAAUCCUUGAAUAAACCUUUGGAUCUAUCUGAUCAACGAGAACGUAAUUUCAAUUUAGAUAGAGCAGAAUUUCUCCUAUUUCUUUCUUCUCUUUUAUAUUGUCGAGACGAUAAUAUGGUUCACAAUGCACAUGAAACACUCACUAAAUUAAAUUCAAAGAAAAAAAAGCCAACUGACAGAGAUUUACGAACAAUAUUAAAACUUCUUCAUGAUAGUGAAAACUCAAUUAGAGCACAAAUAGAACAAUUUGAUCUUAAUUUUACUUCUAUAUCGGAAUUGAAUCAUCUUGGUGGUUGCUAUGCUGGCAUGUUUUGGUCUGAGAAAGAUAACUUUAUUGUUGUGGCGUUUCAAGGAACAACUACAACUAGUUUUGCUCAAAUGUUAACAGACAUGACAUUCCAACGUAUGGAUGCAAAACCGUAUCUUUUUGGUAAAGUUCAUGAAGGCUAUUAUAAAUCAUUAUUUGAAACCAAUAAUUUAAAUCAUUGUGCUGCAUUAAGAAUGGCUGAUACAAUUCGAAUCAAAGUAGCAGAACUUAAUCAAAAGAAUAAUAAUCCAGUAAAUUUAUGGAUAACAGGACAUUCUAUAGGUGCAGCAUUUGCAACAUUGUUUUAUACUUGGUUAAUGAAAACACCUACAAUGUUAAACGAAAAUUGUAUUUUACGUGAUGCUUUCACCUUUGCAAGUCCUCCUUGCGUUGAUAAUGAAUUUGCUACUGAAUUUUCUUCUUUAAUUGAUAAUCCUGAAAAUAAUGGUAAAUCUUUAUGGCGAAUUAUUACUGAUGAUGAUUUAAUUCCUAAAAUGCCUCCAACUUUUGAUAAUCAAAAUAUUAAACGUUUUACAAAAAGAGUCGAAGUUUUAAAUAAUUCUCAUAUUGGAAAUGAAGUUCGAUUUUUUCAUGAUGGUAGAAAGCCUAUAUCAAAACAACAUCAUUUAUUCGGUAAUAAUAAAUUAUUAUUGGGUCAAGGAUUAAAAUUUAAUGAGUUAAAAAAUUUAUUGGAAAAUGGUGAUUCAUCAAAUUUACAAAAACUCAUUACAAGACCAUUAAGAAAGUUGGAUUUGAUCGAAAAAUCUAUUCCUAAUUGUUUCUUAAAUCAUAAAUCUUAUAGAUAUUUUGAGGUUUUGGAAAAAUCGAGACGAUAUUUUGAGUUGGAUAAUCAGUGA
This is a messenger RNA of Dentiscutata erythropus, 1167 nucleotides long. Lineage: Eukaryota; Fungi; Glomeromycota; Glomeromycetes; Diversisporales; Gigasporaceae. The record is from the annotation of a GenBank genome assembly.